Molecule: messenger RNA, 1341 nt
Organism: Penicillium chermesinum
Lineage: Eukaryota; Fungi; Ascomycota; Eurotiomycetes; Eurotiales; Aspergillaceae
Product: NAD(P)/FAD-dependent oxidoreductase
Exons: 2
Coding region: 1-1341 (446 amino acids)
Molecular function (GO): sarcosine oxidase activity; flavin adenine dinucleotide binding; saccharopine oxidase activity
Source: RefSeq, a predicted model, not a curated record
AUGGCCGCCAAAAACGCUUCCUACCUGAUCAUCGGCGCCGGGGUCUUCGGUGUGUCCACGGCUUACCACCUGAUCCAGAAGUACCCCAAUGCGUCAGUAACGCUUGUUGAUCGCGACGCCUACGACGCCGAGUCGCGGGUUGCUGCGUCGUGGGAUUGGAACAAGGUUGUUCGUGCGGACUACGACGAUAAGGUCUAUGUCCGUCUUGCGCUGGAAGCCCAGGAUAUCUUCAAGAAUGAUCCGCUCUGGCAGCCCCAUUUCCACCAGACGGGCGUCUACUGGACGUGCCGCAGCGACUAUGCGCAGAACGUCAUCAAUCACCACAAGGAGCUCGGCCGCAAUGAUGAUAUCGUGGCAUUGCCCGUUGCGGAGGCCCGCAAGCUGUAUGGUGGGCUGUUCGAUAAGGCGGACUAUACUGGUGUCAAAGAGGUUCUUAUCAACAAGGCUAGUGGCUGGGCUGCGGCAGGCGACUCGCUGAGAGCUGUGACGAAGCGCUGCAUUGAGUUGGGUGUGAAGUAUGUGACUGCGGAUGUCGCGACUCUGGAGUUCGAUGGGAAGGGCACUUGCACUGGUCUGAUGACCAAGUCUGGGGAGACUCUGUCUGCAUCUCAUGUUAUUGUGGCGGCUGGAGCUUUCACCCCGACGCUGCUUGAGUGGAGUGCGGCCAAGAGCCGCAACUUCGGUCUUCGGGCAGGAGAGCGGAUUACCGCGGCGGGUAUCACGACCGGAAUGGCGCAGCUCAAGGGCGACAUGUAUGAGAAGUUCAAGGAUAUGCCUGUUGGGUUCCAGGGGUACACCCCAGAAGAGGGCAAGCCAUUCAUUGGCAGCAUCCCUCCCACUAAAGACGGCGAGCUUAAAUGGUGGGGCUCGAAGAUCUUUACAAACACCCGCGAGGUCCUGCCAGGCCGACACAUCUCCUCUCCUCCCCCGACGCACGACUACAACCAAUGGAAGGUCCCCGGCCCCCUUAAGCAAGACAUCAUCGAAUCCCGGAACCUGUGGUACGGGCCCGAGAGCGCAGAUUGGGAGAUGAAGAAGCACCGCAUUUGCUGGUACGUACCAGACCCAAAAUCACCGCUCAUAUUAAUGCCAUCUGACAUGAACUCUAGGGAUGCCUUCACCACAACUUCCGACUUCAUCAUCUCUCCCCAUUCGGCUUCCAAGGGCCUCUACAUCGCAACCUGCGGCUCGUUCCACGGCUACAAGUUCUUCCCGGUGCUGGGCAAGUAUAUCACCCAGAUGCUGGAGGGCGAGCUGGAGCCCGAGUUAGUAGAGAAGUGGGCCUGGACCGCCAACGGCCCGACUCUUCGCAGAACGUCGAGUAUCCCAACUCGGAGAUGA